AUGACCACCGCGACGAUAUUUAUUCGGGAUCGUGAACUCAAGUCAAUGAAGUGUCGCGCCUUGUCGGAUACAUGUGCUACCGCCAAUUUCAUUUCCGAGGGUCUCGCGAGACGUCUAAGGCUCCCUAUAACAACACGCGCAUUGCCAGUCGGUGCAAUCAAUUCAAUGAACACGACUUCGAAAGGUGUCAUUCGAAUCACUAUUCAAUCGCUACACAACUUAGUUCCGUCGGAAACUUUCCCGCGAGAUUCCAUCACAAUACCGUCCAAUAUAAAAUUAGCUGAUCCAGAGUUUCAUUUGCCGCGUCCUGUUGAUUUGCGGAUUGGUGCGGAGGUGACAUUGUCGUUAUUCUCCAUAGGCCAGAUCAAUUUAUCGAUACGAGAUAACGAUUUAUAUCUACAAAAUACUUGUCUCGGCCGGGUCGUUGCGGGCGGAAGCUCGUCGCGGAAUCAGCCGAAAACUGCGAUAUGUAAAUUAACUGGUCUAGAUCAACAGAUCGCGAGAUUCUGGGUGAUUGAGGAGAUAUCUGAUCCCACCGUUACGCCGAAAUCGAACGAGGAAAUCGAAUGCGAAGAGCACUUCACUAAAUUUGUUACUCGUAACCGUGACGGUCGAUAUACAGUGAGACUACCAUUUCGCAGGGAUAAGAUGAGCCUUGGCGAUUCGCGAACCGUCGCGCUCAAACGUUUAAAUUCGCUCGAACGGAAGCUCGAUUCAGAUCCAUUGUUAAGGGCCGCCUAUUCGCAAGUAAUACAGGAGUAUUUAGAUCUGAAACAGAUGAUUCCGGUGAAUAACCCUUCCAAUGAAGGAUUUUAUAUGCCGCACCAUGUGGUAAUCAAAUCAUCGAGCAGCACGACCCGGGUUCGUGUCGUGUUCGAUGCAUCGGCAAAAACGAGUAAUGGCACAUCGUUAAACGAUAGACAUAGAAAAAUGUAUAGGCAGAUAUUGUUGCACGAGGAUGAUCAGAUGUACCAACGAAUACUCUGGCGCCAGAACGAUCAAAUAAAGACUUUGCAACUUAACACCCUUACAUUCGGCGUAUCCUCGUCGCCGUAUCUGGCUAUACGAACCAUUCAAAAACUAGCCGAUGAUGAGCACGACGCGUAUCCUGACGCCGCCCGAGUUCUCAAAACGCACUUAUACGUAGAUGACUUACUUACAGAGGAUAACCCGGCCGACGCGCUAUCACGGGGUCAGUUACCGCAGGCUUUCCUGAAUAACCAAUCAUGGUUUUCCGGACCAUUGUGGCUAACGAAAGAGGAAGGCGAACGGCCUAACGGUAUCGUAGAAUUAAAGGAAUUACCCGAAUUACGAAAAAAUAUAU
Messenger RNA from Vollenhovia emeryi, 1324 nucleotides. RefSeq lists its product as uncharacterized. The record is from RefSeq and is a predicted model, not a curated record. The annotation marks the transcript as partial. Lineage: Eukaryota; Metazoa; Arthropoda; Insecta; Hymenoptera; Formicidae. The transcript has 4 exons.